AUGUCACAUGUCGCUGUGUGUGAAAAUGUCUACUGGCAGUGAAGCGAAGAAACCCAAAAUGAUGUCCCCUCAGCCCGUAGAGAGGGUGGACUGGAAGAAAAGGAAAGCAGAGAUAAAAGAGUCUCAGAAGCAAAGAAAAGAGGCCAAACUGAUCAAACAGCUGGACAAGCAGAAGGAGCUUGAGGCUGCGGAGGCUUCACAAUCUGAACCGAGCCAAAUCAAAAAAGGUCGAGACUACACAGUGAGCAUUGCCCUGCCAGGGUCUGUCCUGGAUAACGCUCAGUCCACUGAGCUCCGUACAUACCUGGCCGGACAGAUCGCCCGAGCCUGCGUGGUGUUCUGUGUUGACGAGAUUGUCGUGUUUGAUGAAUAUGGAGAAGAUGUCAAGAGCGUUGAAGGAGAAUUCACAGGUGUGGGGAAGAAAGGCCAUGCUUGUAUUCAGCUCGCCCGAAUACUGCAGUACCUGGAAUGUCCUCAGUAUCUGCGUAAAUGGUUUUUCCCAAAGCAUCAAGAUUUACAGUACGCAGGGUUACUGAACCCUUUAGACUCUCCGCACCACAUGAGGAUAGAUGAUGAAUCAGACUACCGGGAGGGGAUAGUCCUCGACAGGCCGACCAAACAAGGGAAAGGAUCUUUAGUCAACUGUGGGAUGAGGAAAGAUGUCCGGAUUGAUAAACAGCUCCAGUCUGGACUUCGAGUCACAGUAAAGCUCAAUACAACACAGAACCAAGAGAGCAAACUAUAUAAAGGUGUAGUAGUGGCUCCUCACAUACCCAGAACUGAAGGAGGUGUCUACUGGGGCUACAGCGCCCGCCUCGCAUCAUGUCUCAGUGCAGUUUUCACAGAGAGUCCUUACAAAGAAGGAUACGACCUGACUAUUGGAACAUCAGAGAGAGGGAGCCACCUGGACCAAACAUCACUGUCACCAUUCAAGCAUCUCCUGGUAGUUUUUGGGGGUCUUCAGGGAUUAGAGGCCAGCGUGGAUGCAGACCAGAACCUGGAAGUGACUGACCCCAGUGUUUUAUUUGACCUGUAUCUGAACACAUGCCCGGGGCAGGGCAGCAGGACCAUUCGCACGGAGGAGGCCAUCUUAGUCUCCAUGGCAGGGUUGAGACAGAAAAUCACAGCUGCUUUCACAGAUGUUUCCAAUGGUGCAUUAAAGAGUUAGUAACAACAGAUAUUUUAUCAUCUAACAUGUUGUUACGGUAACGCUCUUUAUUUUCUGUGAUUAAUAAUAUGACUGACGGGCAUUUUCUGCAGCUGUUGGAACAGCUGUUACCUCCAACAUCACAUCACUCACAGUAUACUGAGUGCAGUCAGACAUGUUUCAAACCUCUCUUGUGUUAGUUUAAUUUCAGAAUGUCUGUUUCCGAAUUCUGCGACAAAUUGUACAUAUUUAAAUAAAAUAAUCCACAAGCUUGAA
Molecule: messenger RNA, 1423 nt
Organism: Notolabrus celidotus (New Zealand spotty)
Lineage: Eukaryota; Metazoa; Chordata; Actinopteri; Labriformes; Labridae
Gene: spout1
Product: SPOUT domain containing methyltransferase 1
Exons: 12
Coding region: 8-1168 (386 amino acids)
Biological process (GO): miRNA processing; maintenance of centrosome location
Cellular component (GO): mitotic spindle; kinetochore; spindle pole centrosome
Molecular function (GO): miRNA binding
Source: RefSeq, a predicted model, not a curated record